GUCGGCGUGUGUGACCUCAGGGCUGCACCUCGUGGCUCCCAGGCCCUGUGAGACGCGACUGUAGGUGGACAGACCAAUCCCGACCUGAGGAGAGCUGGUUCCUUUCUGGGGAAGGCACAGAUUUGGGAUUUUGAACUUCUGACGCUCUCGCCAGGAAAAGGUCCACCAUGUCUGGCGUGCAGUCCAAAGCAGCCAGGCUUCAAAAGGAGCGGAAAGAAAAGCUGUCGGCAGACAGGGAGAGAAAAACGGCCACAUCUCUGUGCUUAAAGCACAGCGAAGUACCAGCAUCCAUGAUGAAGCAGUUUAAUGCUUUAAUGGAAAUGCAAGAGGCGAUGUUUGCAGAGAUGAGAGAAACCUAUAAAAACGAUAUAAAGGAAAUGCUGUUAAAACGAACAGCACCUUGGGUGAAGCGUUUGGAAGAGCGGAUAGGGCAGCAAGAAGGAGAUGCAGACUCGGAAAGGCCAAAGCCAGGAGAGAAAGUGGAAGAGGAAAGUUCCGGAACAGACGAGGACACUGAAAACCUGACUGUGAGAAGCAAGAAGGGUAACCUGGACAGGAAGCAGGACAAAGCUAAACCACUCAACAGCAGCCAUGUCCUGAAAUCAUCACUAGAGAGAGUGGGAGCAGCCCUGCGUGGGGAACAUGGCAGGUGUGGAGAGAGCAGCAGCCUUGUAGACCGGAAGAAUGCGAAUGAGAAGCCAGCCCGAGAACCCAGCUGUCAGAGUGAAGAGAAUCCUCUCAAGGCCCCCAAACAGAGCCCGCCCGAAGGAGGCGCCGGAGCCACCCUGAGGCUGGCUGCUGACUUCUCGGCAGCCACGCUGGAUGUCGGCAGGCAGUGGAGUCAAGUCUUCCGCCUUCUGAAAGAAAAGGAGUUGGAGCCUGAGCUGCAGUGCUCCGUGAAGUUGGCAUUUAAGUGUGAUGGGGAGGCGAACGUUUUCUCAGACCUUCACAGCCUCCGUCAGUUUACCAGCAGAAAGCCUUUUCUGAGAGAGUUGCUGAAAGAUGUGUUCCCGCAAAAUGAAGGAGGAAGAAGAAACGAGCUUCGGGAGAGAUUGGGUAAAACGCUAGGAGACACGAAGCAUGAAGCUAGAAGAAUAGCGAGUGACAGUUUGAGCUUCCUGUUCGUCAAAGAGGUAGAAGUCGCUAGUCCAGAGGUGAAGACUUACAAAGAAGAAACACUGGACCCGAAGAAUAAAGGAACUCUCGAGAAGCAGGAGGGGGAAGAAGAAGAAAUCUCAGAGACACAGGGAGAAGAAACUUCAGAGGGAGAGACCUCAGAGUUGGGGGAGGAAGAGGGAGAGGGUUCAGAGUCAGAAGAGGAGGAAGAGGGAGAGGGUUCGGAGUCAGAAGAGGAGGAAGAGAGUUCUGAGUCAAAAGAGGAGGAAGAAAGUUCAGAGUCGGGGGAGGAGGAAGAGGACUCUGGGGAGGAGGAGGAAGAGAACUCAGAAAUGGGGAAGAAGGAGGUAGCCUCCAUACGACAGGAAGUUCUGGGCUCGGCCUUUCAGGGCCUUGCAGUGGCAGAAGAAUGUGGUGUCGGGAAAAUCACCAGGACUGCUGAGCAGAUUGGCUUAAUUAGUUUGGUAGUAGAUUCUGAAUCAGAGGAAGAAGUAAACAGAAAGACGGCUUCCCAGACUAAGAACAAGGAGACCUUCCAUGGACUUAAAGAACUUGCCUUUAGUUACCUGGUUUGGGACUCUAAGAAAAAAAAGCUGGUGAGAUGCCAGGAGGGAGAAGCAGCUGCCGCUUCUACUCAAAGGACUGGGAUGCCGUGUCUAACCUUAUAUUUGACUUCUCCAUCAGAAUCUUUAGGGGCAGGUAGCGAUGGUCCUAAAAGCCAUUCAUGUACAAAGUUGAGUGCUCUGUCACAAGUCUCUCCACUUUUAAUGAACAUAGAAAAGGGGAGGUACAAGGCGCUGCAAACAGAAGAGCUAACAGCCAAAGAAGCAGACUUGAUCCUUGAAACCGAAGAAAACUUUAGGAGAGGCGUGAUCAGUGUUAUCAGACAGAUGCAAAGGGAGGUCGACAAAAUCAAAAACAUUUACGUUUCUGACGUCCUGAAUAUGAAAAGUGAACUGGAUGACCUGAAUUCCUUAGCUUGCAUGAUUGAGGCCAGGGUGAGCGAACAGGAAGAUGCCAAGGAUACAAUGCAGUUAGCCAGGGAGAUCAUUGAUAAAGAAAGGCUGAGAGAGAGGGAAGAUAGGUUUCGAAGCUCCAACAUCCGUGUGAUAGGGAUUCCAGAGAAAGAAAACCGGGAGAACGGAGCGGUGGACAUAAUUAAGGAAGUAAUUGAAGAAAACUUUGCCGAGCUAGAAGACCAGAGCCUCGAGAUUGUCAGCGCUCAUCGUGUCCCUAAUUCAGUGGAUGAGCACAGAGUCACGCCUAGACACAUCUUAGUGAAGUUUGGGAGUGCUAGUGAUAAGCAGAGAGUCCUAAAAGCUUCCAGAGCAAAACAAGAAAUAACCUACAGAGGGUCCAAGAUCAGACUGACAGCUGACUUAUCACCUGGUACAAUAGAUGCACGGAGCCAGUGGUGCGGUAUCAUAAAAAUUCUGCAAGACAAAGGCUUUCAGCCGAGAAUCCUUUAUCCUGCCAAACUGGCAUUUGAUUUUAAAGGUAAAACCAAGAUAUUUUUUGACAUUGAGGAAUUCAAGAAGUUUAUCUCUGAUAUACCCUAUUUGAAAGAUCUGUUGAACAAUAUACAUUAG
This is a messenger RNA of Mus caroli (Ryukyu mouse), 2705 nucleotides long. RefSeq names its product LINE1 type transposase domain containing 1 (gene L1td1). The record is from RefSeq and is a predicted model, not a curated record. Lineage: Eukaryota; Metazoa; Chordata; Mammalia; Rodentia; Muridae.